GAUGACGAGAAACGUGAAACCUCAGGAACAGCCUGGAAGGCAGAUUUCCGCUCGGCUGUCGUAGGCGUCUACAGAAACAUCAUGCGCUGUCAAUGCCAUCAUUGUCAUGCCGGCGGCUGAUUCAUGUUGGGUGCCUCUUUCUUUGCCGCUCUGCAUCUAAAUUGCACACGGAUCCUUCAUAUGGUGGUAAAAUUGAGGCGCAAAUAUGAUGCGCCUCAUCUGCUCUCCUAUGUUUCUGUGGACCUCGAUCAUGACUUCGAUUCUAGAAGCGGUGGAGCUCACAGGAGUUAGUCCUGGGCGAGGGCCGGCGGCUGGUGGAGCUGUUUUUCCGUUUGAUCGUGUACCUGCAGUGGGCCCCGACUUGGCACAUGUGUUUCAAACACGCCCAUCAAACAAUCGAUACAUCUCUGUCAUGCUGUGGCUGUCAGUGGCGGCUACAUACCGGUGUCUUUGUGGUCUCCAAUGCAGAUCGUGCCUCGUUGUCGCAGUAUAUCCGUCUUGUCAGGGUUACAUAACAAAACCUCGAGUCGUUCAUUCAUUUCGUUUCGCUAACAUGCAUGGCGGGCCCGUGGCGUCGUGUCUCGCAUAAACGCUCAGCGUGACGCUGGGCGAGGGUUUCGUCGU
Boeremia exigua is the source of this 624-nucleotide messenger RNA. RefSeq lists its product as uncharacterized. The record is from RefSeq and is a predicted model, not a curated record. Lineage: Eukaryota; Fungi; Ascomycota; Dothideomycetes; Pleosporales; Didymellaceae. Bases 206 to 589 code for a protein of 127 amino acids. The transcript has a single exon.